Alternaria triticimaculans is the source of this 1248-nucleotide messenger RNA. RefSeq lists its product as uncharacterized. The transcript is spliced from 7 exons. The coding region runs from base 1 to 1248 and encodes 415 amino acids. Lineage: Eukaryota; Fungi; Ascomycota; Dothideomycetes; Pleosporales; Pleosporaceae. The record is from RefSeq and is a predicted model, not a curated record.
AUGGAAGGUCACGUCCUUGCCAACGCGCUGGUGCCGCGAGUGGGACAGAUAAUCAGUGUCAUGCUGGAGAUCAUUACUUUUGGUGCACUAACUGUUUGUAUAAUGCGACGAACUCAGUCCAUCACGAAGUGGAUGGCACUGCCUUUGGCCACGAUAUGUUUGCUAUGUUACAUGACGACGAAGAUCCUGACAUACUAUUUCCUUGUUGAGAAAGCUUAUGUCGUUCGGGGGAGUCAAAAGCCUCGCUUGAAGACUAAGCUGUGGCUUUUCAACUGCCUAUUCAUGCUACUGCCGUAUACCGUCUUGGUUGUCUUGAAUUUCGUCUACCGAAUAAGCUACAUCGAUGACGAGGGCGUAUGCAUUAUUGGCAUGCAGAGGAUUGCCAUGCUACCCUUGAUCAUUUUCGAGGUCGUUGUGAACAUUUGCCUGACUGCUCUCUUCGUUGUUCCCCUCCGCAGUCUCUACUCGUAUCAAAACAACACAAACCCUACACUCCGUCGGAUAGCCAAGCGCUCGCUCAUGGGCUCCCUCGCCACCCUCACCACGUCCGUCGUCAACCUGACCGUCCUCAUGAUACUGCAAGGUGAACCAUCCUGGAUCUGCUUCAUCUGCUGCAACGCCGAUAUUCUGUUCUGUUCGCUGGUGCUACAUUGGGUCACAUCCAAAGACAAGACGAUGAUGACUACCGACGCAACGAGCGGUACGGGAGGCGAAAACAUUGGUUCAAGACACGGCACAACAUCACACCAAAGGCGGCAAAGCAAGUUGAUAUACGGAGACAACACAGAAGAAAAGCUGCGCAGUGAAAUCAUCACCAUCAAGGGCAUGGCCGACGUGUCGCCGACCGGCGGCAACAGCAUCAGCAUCAGCAGCAGCAGAACCAACAGCGGCGCAAACUCCCGAAGACCCAGCCUCAACGUUUUCCCUUGCUCAAUCAACACACACAAUCCACAUCACAACAACCGUCCGCAGACUUCACCACGUUUAGUGCUUUCGAGCGUCACAACGGAAUGCAAAUCCUCGUCCCCGCCCAGCAAAUUCCGCGCCCCAAGUCGCGGCAUGUAUCGCACACCCACACGAGAGGAGUUCGGGGAUGAGGUCGAGUUGAACAAUAUCAGGGUGCAGACUAUCCAUACGAGGGAGGUGGAGAUUGAUGAGGAGGGGAGGGAGCGGACGGGCAGUGUGAGGAGUGAGGGAGAUGAGUGGGUUGGUCAUGAGCGGAGGGUCAUUGGGGACGGUGUAGUUUGA